AUGACAGGAUUGCUGCAGUCGGACACCGAAUCCUUAGUGUCACCUGCUAGCCGAAUCAAGCAGUCUCGCUACUUCACGUUUUCUACUAAAGACGAUAAUGCCAUUCACACUGAAAAAUGGCUGCAUGAUUCAAAGUGUUCCCUAGACACGGCUUCCUUCUGGUCGCGUCUCCUCUAUUCAUUUGCUAACCCAAUGAUGAGUGCUGGCAAUGAACGUCAACUUAACUUCGACGACCUGUGGGAACUGGAAGGCGAAAACUGCUCGGCCAUUGCCUUUCACGACUUUGAAAAGCACUAUGAACGUCACAAUUAA
Messenger RNA from Peronospora belbahrii, 312 nucleotides. NCBI's taxonomy places the organism in Eukaryota, Oomycota, Peronosporomycetes, Peronosporales, Peronosporaceae. The record is from the annotation of a GenBank genome assembly.